AUGGUUAUAACUGGACAUUGGAUUGACACCCAGUGGAGAUUACAAAAACGGGUCCUCAACUUUGUGCAUGUUCCCCCUCCACGUCUGGGCAUUGCCAUUGCAGAUGCUAUUUACAAAUGCAUGUUGGAUUGGGGCAUUGAAACCAAAAUUUAUACAGUGUCAGUUGAUAACGCGUCAAAUAAUGACACCGCACUACGAUGUUUGAAGGACACCUUCUCGAGAAACAAGUGCUUGUUGGCCAAAGAAAAGUUAUUCCAUGUGAGAUGUUGUGCUCACAUACUUAACCUAAUGGUUCAAGAUGGCCUUAGUGAAAUUCAAGAAAUAAUUCAUGACAUAAGGGCAAGUGUAGAGUUUGUAAUCAAAAUUGAAGGGCGGCGAUUGAUCUUUGGUGAAAUUGUACACCAGCUGCGAUUGCCUGAAAAAGUGUUGAUUUAUGACUACAAAACAAGGUGGAAUUCGACCUAUGAGAUGCUAGCUUGUGCUCUCAAGUUCCAUGAGGUGUUCCCGAGAUUCAAAGACAGAGAGUCAAGCUAUACUUUUUGUCCUUCCACAGAAGAUUGGGAAAAGGUAAAAGAAGUGUGCAGUAUUUUAGGAGUUUUUUGGAAUGCAACUCAUAUAAUAUCUGAGAGUGAUUAUCCGACAGCUAAUUUAUAUUUAAAUGAAGUUUGUCGGAUAAAAAUGCUUCUAGAUAGCAAAGCAAAUGAUGAAGACAACUUUAUUCAAUUAAUGGUCUGGAAGAUGAAGAUGAAAUUUGACAAGUAUUGGGGUGAGUGUAACCUGAUGAUGUCUAUAGCAGCCAUCUUGGAUCCCAGGCUCAAGAUACGAGUUAUCAACUACUGUUUUCCAUUGAUAUAUCCUCUGUAUGAAGUGCAAGCGAAUAUAAACAAAGUUCGACAAGCAUUGUAUGAUCUAUAUGUCGAGUAUGUGGAGGUGCAUGUUUCAAGUUCAAGAGAUUCUGGACCAAGCUGUCAAAUAGUGACAAAUGAUCCAGUUAGCAAGAGUAGCAGUAGUUCAUCCUCUACAAUGACACACGUUACUGGAAUGUGUGAAUUUCUAUCUCAUAUUGCUACUGUGGAACCCGUUCAACCGGAGAAGAAUGAGCUGGAUAUCUACUUUGAAGAUGGCCUUCUCACUGCUACGGAGAAGUCGAGCCUGGAUAUUGUCAAUUUAGAUGCUUUGAAAUGGUGGAAAAGCACAACAAAAUACAAGAUUUUGCCUAAGAUGGUUGCUGAUAUUUUAGCCAUUCCUGUUAGCACCGUAGUUUUCGAAGCGACAUUUAGUGCUAGAACUAGAGUGCUUGACUCCUACCGUGCUUCUUUAGCUCCAGAAACUGUAGAAAUGUUGAUGUGUGCUGGGGAUUGGUGUCGUAAGCUACACGGGGUGAAGAAAAGGGAUAAGGCCUUUUUUGAUUAUGAUCAUGCUUUGGUUGGAGUUUAUGUGGGAUUGCUUUCUGUUGAUGGACUUCUUGUUGUAGUUGCAUUUACUCAGCUCCUGAAGAAGUGUCAAGGAUCUGAAAUGUGUUAA
Messenger RNA from Coffea eugenioides, 1524 nucleotides. Its product is annotated as zinc finger BED domain-containing protein RICESLEEPER 2-like. The coding region runs from base 1 to 1524 and encodes 507 amino acids. Gene Ontology annotation, molecular function: DNA binding; protein dimerization activity. The record is from RefSeq and is a predicted model, not a curated record. The transcript has 3 exons. Lineage: Eukaryota; Viridiplantae; Streptophyta; Magnoliopsida; Gentianales; Rubiaceae.